Penicillium digitatum Pd1 is the source of this 384-nucleotide messenger RNA. The record is from RefSeq and is a predicted model, not a curated record. Lineage: Eukaryota; Fungi; Ascomycota; Eurotiomycetes; Eurotiales; Aspergillaceae.
AUGAACGAGACAUGCCACAUUCGUGGACCCAUAUUAUGGGUAAACGUCUUCGUUGCGACUCCAGAAAACCGCGAGAAAACGGAUGCAGAGCUCAUGGAUCUCGUGGCUGAGACUAUCCACACGAGAAUUGCUAAGAAAACAACCCCUUUUAGUGUCUCAAUCACCCCCGAGCCCAUGCACCACAGAGUCAUGGGCUGCCUGUCGUUGCCUGCCAGGGGGAAUUAUUGGGCAUUUACACAAUUUCGAGAUUUACAUCUUGAUGGUUUUCUUAGGGAUGCUUUGGAAUUGGCACUAUUUUAUCAGGCGGAAUGUGAGGCUGGGAAUAUUCAGAUUGAUCGGGUGAGACUCUUUCGGGUUUUUCAUUUGAGAUCGGAUACCUCUUAG